GUAACAAAAAAAUACUUUUAAGAAAAUCCGACAAUUCAUGGACAUGGCGUAAAUUGGUUUUGUGAAUAGAAAUAGAAGAAAAACAGAUUGUUCUAGAAAUUAAAUGAUGGCUGCACGAGGGGAUAGAGGAGUUUCAAGAGUACUUGAUAAGUUAGAAGCGUCUGUAAACUCUGGUCAUUACUAUGAGGCACAUCAAAUGUAUAGAACUCUUUAUUUCAGAUAUCUUAGUCAAAAAAAGUAUGAAGACCUAUUAAAUCUAUUGUACAAAGGUUCGACGUUGUUGCUACAACGUGACCAGCAAGAGAGUGGAGCAGAUUUGGCAAUAUUACUCAUAGAUGUGUUGAAUAAAUCAGAAACGAAACCAUGUCACGAAUGGAUUGAGAAACUAGCUAAGUUAUUUGAAUUAAUGAGUGCUAGUAUACCCGAGAGGGAAUCUUACCUCACUAAUGCUGUCAAAUGGUCUAUGGAUAAUAACAAAAAAGGACAUCCACUACUUCAUCAGAGAAUCGCUGAAGUGUAUUGGAAGGAAAAGAAAUAUGCAGCUGCUCAUAGACACUUCUUGCAUUCUUGUGACGGAGCUGCGUAUGCCAGUAUGCUUGUCGAACUUCACACGACAAAAGGACUAAAAUCUGAAAUAGAUUUGUUCAUAGCACAGCCAGUAUUGCAAAUUCUUUGUCUGCGCAAUAUACAAAUGGCCACAGAUACAUUUAAUGAAUACACAGGCCUACACCCUACAAUAAACAAUAAUAAAGGGCCUCCUUACAUAUUUCCAUUACUAAAUUUUUUGUGGUUUCUAUUACGUGCAAUUGAACAGAAACAUUCUAAUCAGUUUAAAAUUUUAAGAAAUUGGUAUGCAAUAAGUAUUAAAAGAGAUCCCAACUACUCAGUGUAUUUAGACAACAUUGGGCGUAUUUGGUUUGGCAUAGAAAUACCGCCCGACAACAAACAUGGUGGAUCAGUAUUUGGAGGACUUUUGAAGUCAAUAAUAGGUGAAGCUGAUAGUUCCGAUGAUGAUGGAGACUAUGUAGGAAGAAAUGCUGCCGCCCCUGACCUGGAUUAAAUCCAUAAAAGAAAUCACUUAAUUAAACAUAUUAUUUUAUUGUGAGUCCUAAUGUCUGGCGCCAAUUAUUAUAGUACAUAACAAAUAAUAAAUAAUACAUGCUAACAAAAUAAAUAUGAAGACCUUGAUAACACAAUACAUAUUGCAUAAGCGUAAGGCUUGUUCUAUGGAGAAGUAAUAGCCAUAGUGCCAACUCUUAUGAUUCUCUAGGUCCUUUUUCUUUCAACUAUCUGAUCAUACAGUGUAAUGACUACUUCACAGCUGGCAUUUUAUUAAUAUAAUAUCUUCCUAAUGGCAUGAUUAACACUCCAUAUGAACCAAAUCCAUGUUUAUUGUUACUACAAAAAAUUGUGGUCUUGUAAACUACCUAAAUUUUUUUAUGCUGCUCAAUGUUUUGAUUGCAUUUCUCAACCUUGACAGGGUCAUAGUUACACCACAUGCAUCAAGUUCUAGUACUUGAUAGGUUGUUAGAUUGUGGUUUACCUCAAGUUAUUGUUAGAUUGUUCAAGUGCUAUAUUAUCAUGGUCUUCAUGUUAUUUUUUCCUUUGAUUGGUGUUCUGUUA
Spodoptera litura is the source of this 1623-nucleotide messenger RNA. RefSeq names its product Golgi to ER traffic protein 4 homolog. Gene Ontology annotation, cellular component: BAT3 complex; cytosol. The record is from RefSeq and is a predicted model, not a curated record. Lineage: Eukaryota; Metazoa; Arthropoda; Insecta; Lepidoptera; Noctuidae. Gene Ontology annotation, molecular function: protein binding. Gene Ontology annotation, biological process: protein insertion into ER membrane.